UGACGCACCGGGGCGGGCGGCGAGGCGCCGGGCUGGGAGUCGGGGCCGGACAUGGCGGCUCGGGCCGGCCCACGGGAAGAUGAAUAAGGGCUGGUUGGAGCUGGAGAGCGACCCCGGUCUCUUCACACUCCUGGUUGAAGAUUUUGGGGUCAAGGGAGUGCAGGUUGAAGAGAUUUAUGAUCUGCAGAGCAAAUGCCAAGGCCCUGUCUAUGGGUUCAUCUUCCUGUUCAAGUGGAUUGAGGAGCGCAGGUCACGCCGCAAGGUCUCUACCCUGGUGGAUGAGACAUCGGUGAUCGACGAUGACAUCGUUAAUAACAUGUUCUUUGCUCACCAGCUGAUCCCCAAUUCCUGUGCCACCCAUGCCCUGCUGAGUGUCCUCCUGAACUGCAACAAUGUUGACCUGGGCCCCACGCUGAGCCGCAUGAAGGAUUUCACCAAAGGAUUUAGCCCUGAGAGCAAAGGCUAUGCCAUCGGCAAUGCUCCAGAGCUGGCCAAGGCCCACAACAGCCAUGCCAGGCCGGAGCCACGGCACUUGCCAGAGAAGCAGAAUGGAAUCAGCGCUGUGCGAACCAUGGAGGCUUUUCACUUUGUCAGUUAUGUCCCCAUCAAGGGACGGCUGUUUGAGCUGGAUGGGCUGAAGGUCUAUCCCAUUGACCACGGGCCAUGGGCUGAUGAUGAGGAAUGGACGGACAAAGCCAGGAGAGUAAUCAUGGAGCGCAUCGGCCUGGCCACUGCAGGGGAGCCCUACCACGACAUCCGCUUCAACCUGAUGGCCGUGGUGCCUGAUCGGAGGAUGAAGUACGAGUCCAAACUCCACAUCCUGAAGAUGAACCGCCAGACUGUGCUGGAGGCCUUGCAGCAGCUUAUCCGAGUAACUCAGCCUGAGCUGAUCCAGACUCAGAAGUCUCAGGACUCUCAGCCUCCUGAAGAGGUGAAGCCAGCCAGCAGCAAGACUGUGACCCUAGAGAGCACCCAUACAGAUGGCACCGAUGAGCCUGCCACCCAGGGCCACCUUGCGGCCAUGCAGAGCCCACCCACCAAAUCCAAACCAGUGGCAAAGACAUCAGCAAGCAGCAUCAAUGGGGCACCUCCAGGAAACCCCAACCCCAUCGUGCAGAGGUUGCCAGCCUUCCUGGACAACCACAACUAUGCCAAGUCCCCCAUGCAGGAGGAGGAGGACCUUGCAGCAGGGGUGGGUCGCAGCCGGGUCCCAGUCCGACAGCACCAGCAGUACUCUGACGAUGAGGAUGACUAUGAUGAUGAUGACGAGGAGGAAGUUCGUAACGCCAACUCAGCCAUCAGGUACAAAAGGAAAGGGCAGGUGAAGCAGGAGCACAUGGCAGGGGCUGUGGAUGGCCAGCUCUCCGUCCUCCAGCCCAACACCAUCAACGUCCUGGCUGAGAAGCUGAAAGAGUCUCAGAAGGAUCUUUCCAUUCCCCUGUCCAUCAAGACGACCGGCGGGGGUACUGCUGUGGCGGUGGUCACCCACUCCCAGCCCUCUCCGACCCCCAGCAACGAGAGCACAGACACGGCCUCCGAGAUCGGCAGCGCCUUCAACUCCCCGCUGCGGUCCCCCAUCCGCUCAGCCAACCCCACGCGCCCCUCCAGCCCCGUCACCUCCCACAUCUCCAAGGUGCUCUUUGGUGAGGAGGAUGGGCUGCUGCGGGUCGACUGCAUGCGCUACAACCGUGCCGUCAGAGACCUGGGGCCUGUCAUCAGCACUGGGCUGCUGCACCUCACGGAGGACGGCGUGUUCUGCCCGCUGGCUGUCGCAGACGGGGGGAAAAGCUCCCCAGCUUCCAUCAAACCUGGUGAUGAGGCCCCGAUCACAAUCAAACUGGACGAGAAGGAGGGCAGUGAGGCCAGUGACAGCAAAGAGAAGGUGGGACUUGGCAGGACCAGUGAUCACCCUGGGGGGGAAAAGUAUUCUCCCAAGGAGCUGCUGGCACUGCUGAAGUGUGUGGAGGCAGAGAUUGCGAACUAUGAGGCCUGCCUGAAGGAAGAGGUGGAGAAGAGGAAGAAGUUCAAGAUUGAUGACCAGAGGAGAACCCACAACUACGAUGAGUUCAUCUGUACCUUCAUCUCCAUGCUGGCCCAGGAAGGCAUGCUGGCAAGCCUGGUGGAGCAGAACAUCUCCGUGCGCCGGCGGCAGGGGGUCAGCAUCGGCCGCCUGCACAAGCAGAGGAAGCCGGACCGACGGAAACGCUCUCGCCCCUAUAAAGCCAAGCGCCAGUAGCUGGGGAGCCAGGACUGGGAGAAGCAGCAGCUGGGCCUUGUGUCUUUGGGCAGUGGCACUUGGAUCUACAUUCCCUCUGCCCAAGGAAUGGGACCACAGCGACAAGCCCUCAGCCGAGGUGGAGCCUGGGGCCAGAGAGAAAUCGGGUUUUCCUCUGAGCCCGAGUUGUGAAGGGCAGGAAAACACAGUCCUGAGGGGAGGCCCUGCAGCCACCAGCCAGCCAGAGCACG
This is a messenger RNA of Pezoporus flaviventris, 2466 nucleotides long. It is a transcript of the gene BAP1, whose product is annotated as BRCA1 associated protein 1. Gene Ontology annotation, molecular function: cysteine-type deubiquitinase activity. Gene Ontology annotation, cellular component: cytoplasm. Gene Ontology annotation, biological process: protein deubiquitination; ubiquitin-dependent protein catabolic process. The record is from RefSeq and is a predicted model, not a curated record. NCBI's taxonomy places the organism in Eukaryota, Metazoa, Chordata, Aves, Psittaciformes, Psittacidae. The coding region runs from base 80 to 2236 and encodes 718 amino acids. The transcript is spliced from 17 exons.